This is a messenger RNA of Pocillopora damicornis (cauliflower coral), 915 nucleotides long. RefSeq lists its product as uncharacterized. The record is from RefSeq and is a predicted model, not a curated record. NCBI's taxonomy places the organism in Eukaryota, Metazoa, Cnidaria, Anthozoa, Scleractinia, Pocilloporidae.
AUGAGAAAAGGGAAGUUUUUCGAACAAGGUGACGAAGGAAAUAGUGACGAAGAUCAAGAACCUCUAAGUAAAAAUUAUGAGAAAGGGGAUUUUCUGGAUUGGGAUUACGCCACAUCGAGAGAGUUUUGGAUCAAGGUUCAUGAAAAGCAGAGUGAAGGAUUGUCAUGGAGCAGAGCUAUGAACGAAGUUCGAGUUGAAAGGCUAAUUCAGAAUUACAAGGUAAAUGGAGAACUGGACGGUGAGGACCCAGCACUUGUGAUGUUAAAACGGUGGCCAGCAUCCAGGCGGUACAGAGAAAGCCCUGACAAACUUCCAGGCCUUGAAAAGCUGGUAAAUCAACUUUUGGGGGUUCUGUUGGAAAGUGAACUGAAUUCAGGCAAUAGAUAUGAGUCAUUUAGAGAUAAAAGAGACAAAACAGAGAAGACGUUACUACACUAUGCUGCAGAACUUGGGUUUUUACAUGUUACCAAAACACUUGUGAAGAGAUGUCCUCCACUGCUUGCUGGAUUUACUCGAAGUCAACUAGGAUCCCACAAAAGAGCCAUGUUACCAGUUGAACUGGCAUUAACAGGAGAGAGUGAUGGGGUGGCAUCAUAUCUAGUUAGGAUGAUGUGGCAUGAAAGUGUCAAGAAAUUAUUUUCUUCAAGAGCUGGUGAGGACACAACAAAUUCUAAGCCAUCUUUCUACAGUUUGAACUCCAUCAUUACCAAUCCUAAAAUGAAGAAAACAGUUGUGGCUUUGCUUGACCAGAUGGGAAACCCUCACUGGCCUUAUCUUCCAAAACGUAAGGAUAAGUAUGUCUCCAAAGAAGAAAAGGAAGGAAUUGAAGGAGUCUGGAAGACAAUCCCAGAAGAUCCAUUGAACUAUUAUUUUUAUUAUGCCAUCUUGGAUACCUUCAAGUGGUAUUGUAUGUAA